GUGGACUUCGCUAACGAGUAAUUCAAAUACAAUUGGUUUUCGCGAGAGUCGGUGUAAGUAAGGAGGAGUGUAAGAAGGAAGUGGUUGGAGAGUCCAGUCGAGUCGGUGGUGGAUGGUAGCGUCGGAGCGCGUCAUCUCCUGCGUGGUCCACGGGAAUCAAUAAAUCGGCGGUUUCGCAGCAUCCGUUCACUCCAGGCAACCAGCAGACUAUAAUAUCGUAUCAUCGUAGUAGACGGUGGACGGAGGGAGAGUAGUUGCGACGUCGGAGCCGGACUGAACCGCAGUCGCCGAAGAUUGUUUCACGCGUGUGCACAACAGGGAAGAGAGAUAGGAAGUGGCCAGGAGAGGAGAAGAGAAGAGAGCAGAAGACCUGCUCCACCUUUCUACCUUCGGGUUGGACGAAGAGAGCGACAAGUUUUUUCUUUUCUUUUUCACUUGAUCAUCGCAAAUCAACCCCCGCAUUGGAGGAGAUUUAUAUUUAUUUUUGAAUCCAUACACACACACAGACAAACUCAUUCGUUCGCGUCGCUUUUUUUUUUCUAUACCCGUUGCGAUUUUUUGGCAUGAACAUGGAAUUUUGGAGUCGGAAAACCGCGGUCCGUCAGGAUGGACGUCGCUGAAACGGCUUCGAACGCCGAAGUAAAACACAAUCCGCCCGUGCCUAUCAAAACCUACCAGUGGGAGGACGUGAGGCGGGCCCGAAUAAAAGGAGGAUACCCGUGGACGUACAUCGAUAAAGAUCCUUUUGAUGAGAACGCGAAGAUGGAGGAGAAGAAGAAACCCCAGGAGGACAAGCUGAUGGUCGGCUCGACCAGCUCGAUCGACGUCAGCGUCUCCCAAUACUUGGACAAGGACGUCCACCCAUCGCAGAGCAGAGAGGAGGAACCCAGCAUAUCGGCAUCUCCGGAGCAGAUGGAAAGCAAACGCGCCAAAUCCGAAGAACCGGGAAGGAAGAGGAAACUCUCGAUCGACAGCAGCUACAGCCGCGUCUCCAAAUACAGCCUAUCCAAGUUGGGCUUUCUCAAACGCCUGAAAGAAACCAAAAUCAAACUACCCAAAUUCAGCUUCUCCAAAUCGGACAGCAGGCUCAACAAAAAAUCGAAACCGAUCGAAGCCGAAGUUGCAAAGCCGCAAGAGAAAAUAGAGAAACCGAGGAAGAACGAAGGACCCAUGUACAUACACAUCCCCUUGAAACCGCCGCCAGGCGAAACCGACGAAUUUUCUCAUUUGGAAUUCGACGAUCAGAAGAACAAACCGAUCAUCGCCCCAAUCAAAGAGGAAACCAAAGAGGAAGCAACUGAACAACAGGAAACACCCGAGACUCCAAUAGAUCCAACCUCGCCGGUCCAGUUCAUCAUCUUGACCGCUCCUUCUGAUGACGAAAUCCUGGACGACACCCCAAUCCCAGAAACCCCAUCGGAAACGGAUAAAAAAUUCUUCGACAACAAGCGAAUCGACGAGUUGAAAACCAUCGCCAGGGAUGUCGUGGACAGAUACUCGCCGGAAACCAAACGAAGGAGCAUCACCAAUAAGGAAGGAGUCAUCAUCGAAGAAAUCGAAGACGAACUCGAUUUGAAAGACGAAGAACCUAACCAGGAAAUAAUCGAGGAAAUCAAAGAAGAAUUACCCGUGGUCGAAGUAAAAGAAAAAUCAGAAGUUGAAAUUGUCGAAGUGGUGGAAGAAGUUAAAAGCGUUGUAGCAGAUGAUCCGAUGGAAACUGAGGAAAUCGAAAUUAAAGAACCGAUCAAGAAGAAGAAAAAGGGCAAAAAGGAGAAGGCACCUAAAUUGAAAAUUCCAGAAUCGCGGAAAACUGACGAUGAUAAAUUGAAGGAACAAGACGAUAUUAAAAGGGCAGUGAACAUUAAUGAUGACGCAAAAGUGAAAGAAACUCUAGAAAUGGACGUUGCCAAGCAAGUGAAUGAGGAUGUGCAACAAGUCACUAAUAUUAGCGAAGCUGAGAAACCAAUCGACGUUAUUAAUAACCAAGUGAGCGAAGAUAUUAAACUCGUUAAGAAAAAUAAGGAUGAUGAACCAAUGGACGUUCCCAAAAACCAAAUAACAGAAGUCGCCGAAAAACAGGAUGAUGUCACCUUAAAACAACAAGAUAAAAUAAUCGUAGAGGAUAAACCAAUGCAAGUGGAGACAAUUGUUGAACAAGAUAAAAAUAACAUGGAAGAGGAGGAAAUUAAAGUGAAUCAACAAGAUAAGAUUAUCAUAGAAGAUAAACCAAUGGAAGUGAAUGAAGCUGUUAAAUUAGAUGAACAGCAUAACGUAGAUAAACGUAAUACGCAAAUGGAAGACGUUAAGCUCGAGUUAAAAGAAGUGAAGACAGCUGAAGAUACUAGCGAGAAAAGUGCAGAAGAAAUUAAACCUAUAAUUAUAAAGAGUAUUUUAAAGGAUGAUAAAUCUGCGAAAGUAACGAAUAAACAGAAGGAAGAAACUGUGAAAAAAGUUGAUGAUAAAUCUGCUGGUAAAGCAAAUAAGAAAGAACCUUUAUUUUCACGUUUGAAAGGAAAGUUUACCAAAACUAAAGUUGAAGAGGUUAAAGCUCCGGUCAAAACUCCGGUAGUGGUGGCCAAGCAAAGUGAACGAAACAAGGAUACACGUGAAUCUUACAGGAUCCCACUACAUUCUGAAGAGUCGAUGGAUAGAGAGAGCUUAGACCUGCGCUUGAAGGAAGAUAUCAUUAGUGAUCAACCAAUUGACAUAAUUGCUACACCAAAUUUAGAAGAUGUUACACAAAAAGAAACUCUCGUAGAAGAAGAGAAACCUAUCGAUGUUAUCGAUGAAAAGCGAAGUGAGGUUGAUGACAAAACUACCUUAAAAGAAGAACCAAUCGAUGAUAUGAUUAUGCAAGAUGAUACAAAUAUUAAAGCUGUUGAUGAGGUGAAUGUUGAAGAGGAAGUUAAACCUAUUAAUGUAAGCAUUGAGAAGGAAGUGAUUCCAGUUGUUGAAAAAGAACGUAUUAAGGAUGAAAUUAAAAUGUCAGUGGAUGAAGAAGAUGGAUUGAAAACGGAAUCAACUGUAGUUGAGGUACUAGCCGAGAUAAUUAAGGAGGAUGUGACAGAGCUAAAGAAGUUAUCUCCAAUUCUCAAGAAACGAGUAUCCUUCAAGCGGAGAUCCAAAGAAGAAAAGGAAGGUAUUUACGAGGACGUGCUGAUUGCUGGGGACAACGCGAACAUAAGCCAAUCCAUGUCCGUUGAUGAAGAGAAGACUUAUCUAGAUGGAAAGAUCAUGAAAGAUACGUCUCUUGAGGAGGAUUACGACAAAUGGUCCAAAGUAAACGACCAUGAAUACGAGCCCAUCAAUCCACCAGAAGAGGUGCUACACCGCACGACGAAGGCGUCCACUCCGGUCACAGAUAGUGACAUUGAAUUCCUCGCAGCGAGGGCUGCUGACAUCGAGAUGAGGACGACGGGAAUCAUCACCGUGCAGGAUCAACAAUCCAAGGGGGUGGACGCUAUUUUCGUGCCACUCUCAUCGGCACUGAAGGAACCGGAAGUGGAGGAGAAGAAGGAACUGCCGGCGGAGGGACACGGAAAGAAGUUCCAAGAAGCGAUCAAACAUCAAGCUACGAAUCUGAGGAGGCAAGCGAGCAUCCUUGGAGAGAAAGCAAGCAGUCAAGCGGAAAAGAUACACACGCGAGUCAAGUCGAUCAAGAGACCGAAAAUGGAUAAGCCGAAGUUCAAGAAACCCAAUUUGCCCACACUGAAGAUCAGCAAACCGAACAUGCCGAAGUUCAACAGGCCGAAGAUGCCGGAAUUCAAGAGACCCCAGUUCAAGAAACCAUCGAUGCCUCAUUUCAAGAAACCGAAUCUACCGCAUAUCAAGAAACCCAACAUCAGCUUCACACUGCCCAAAAGGAAGGAGGGUGGCGGCGGCGGCACCGCGCACACUAGCCGACAAUACUCGACGGAAUCGAACUACGGUGAUUCCAAAAGAAACAUAUUCGACUUUAGCACCUAUCCGAGGUUAUUCAAGAAAAAGAAGGAGCAGGACGAAGAAGAGGUGCAGACGCCUAGGAACGGAACGGACAUAACUCCUGAUUCGGAGCGAUCCACUUUGCCUAGUUUCUCGCGAUGGAAAGGGAAGUUUACCAAGGCCAAAGUGGAGGACGUUCCGGUACAAUCCAGCACUUCGGUGGUGUCUAAAGAAAGCGAACGCAGCACAGAUACACGCGAUUCCUACAGAAUCCCGCUCCACUCCGAUGAGUCGAUGGACAGGGAAAGCCUGGACCUUCGCUCAAAGGAAGCGCGCGAAAGCAUUGAGCGAUCACGCCGCGAGGAUUCGCUGGAAAGACGAAUGGCUCUGGAUAAGAUCGAAGCGGAGAACAGGUACCGAGAUGAAAUGGAACUCGAAAGCGAUUACAUCAAAGAAAACCAGGAGAUUCAACGCGCCAGCUCCAUGAACGAGAAAUUGAACGAACGCUGGAGUCGCGGCACUUUCCAGCCGCAGAUCACCGAUUUGGAUGCACCACAAGAACUGCCGCCGCAAGAGUCCAGUAGCUCGGGUGAUCUGCCUAGACGUGGCGUCUUGGAAGAAAUCAACUCCGAUGAAUUCUUCUUAAGGCAGAAAGGUAUUUCCGAGGACAACAUGGAGGUGGUAGCUUACCUGAGUUCAGAAAUACGAGAAGCCUUCCGCACACCCAGCAACGCGUUGAACCAAAUGGAAGACAACAUCCGAUCAUCGAAUCAUUCUCUUCCCGAAGCCCCGAAGAGGCGACCCAUGAAGAAACCCAAACGCAAGAAGACUCCGCACGUAUCACAAGAAGCCAUCCAUUACGAUCAAGAUUCGAUAAACACUGAGCCGGAAGAGUAUCCGAAGGAAUACUAUCCUGAAGAUGAACCGGAACCGGAAAGACCGAGAAGACGUAACAAGAAAAACGAUGACGUCGACUUGGAUGGUCUCGAGGACCAAAUCAUAAGGCAACUCAAUCGCGAAAUAUCCGAUGAAAAUAUUCUAUACGAAAACGAACACAUGCAAGGAAUAGAGCAACCGGGCAUAGUCGUGUCCGAUCCUUACCAGGAAGCGUUCUUCCACGUCAAUCCAUCAGCUCCACCAAGAAAACACAAAAGUCUCAAGAGCCUCAACGAUUCCAUCAACGAAGAGAACAUGGAAAAUAGCAUCGAACGGUACCGUAUGGAACACGAGUACCAAAUACCCACUCCAGAUGAGCCACCGAAAAGACCUUUCAGGACUCGUUCGAGGACUCGCUCACAAUCCACAAGCAUUCAACAGGAAGAAGAUUUAUCUUCGAAGAGAACGGACUCUCUGGACAGCGAAUGCGUUCCAUGCGCGGAAGAACCAUGCUCAAGAGUACUUUGCGACUACAUGGGUUACUCAGUUAUAGACAAGUCAAGGAUAAGAGACCCACCAUUACCGCCAUGCGCUCCCAGACGCAAGAGAUCAGUCAAGUCAAAUGUUUCUGAGCAAGAACAGGAACGCUUUUUCACGGUUCCCAGAAGAUUAUAUAACAACGAACAGCCAAUAAGACCUCUGAGGAACUACAGUACCUUAGGACCAAGCCGACCACCCAGAAAGAGAUCCGUCCCGAAUUUAACCGACGAAGAGAAGGAAAACGUGACUGGUAGCCAAUACAUCGAAAUGGAGGAUGAUUAUCAUACGAAGAACUUGCAGUCCGGAGAUGUUAUUCAAAAGAUGAGGGACAGACCACUACCGGCGCCACCUCGACCUCCCAGAAGAGGGAAAGACGUGCAAAGAGCACCACUAAGAGAUAUUACUCCAGAGAAAAAUCUGCAAGAAGCGGAGGUUUCAGUUCAAACAGAACCCUUACCCGAUGACUUCGUUUGCGAAGAAUUGGUACACGAGGAACACGACAAGGUGAUUACUCCUAGUGUGGAUAAGAAACCGAUCAGGGAAUUCGAACAUCAAGAGACCAUUACACAUGGAGCUCUGAUAGUGCAACCUUUCAGUGGAGAAAUAGAAGAAACGCCAAUGGAAACUUUCUCAAAGUCAACUGAACGUAUCAUAACAAUCCGAAGAGAAGUCGAUGAGGAUUCCGAAAUCCCCGAAGAGUUUAAGUUACUACAAUCUCCGGCGGUCAUAGAGAGAAUAAUCGAGAGACACGUCCCCACCCAGUUGGAGCCAAAUCAAGAAGUUGAAUUGCUGAAGACACAAAAGUUACAGGUUGCCGAUUUGGAUGUGGACAGGUUGGCUGUAAAUGAAUUACAUGCGAGCAAGAUUAAAGUCGGGGAAAUCGAGAGCAGCAGUAUUAACGUGAACGAAAUAAACAGCAAUUCUGGUAAUUUGGUGGUGAGCGGCAUAGAGUUGCCACCGAGCUUCUUCAGGGAGUUGGUGGAGAAGCUGCAGGAGCAGAAGGAGAAAGACGAAGCCGAGAAAGCCGAACAAAAAAAAACUCCGAUUGAAGAAAACGUAGCGCCCCAGAAACCGCCCCGCACCUUUGAGCCAGCAGAGAAAGUCCCGGAAAGAGUGCAGGAACACAUCUACGAACCCAUAGAUGAAGAGGAACCUUCGGUAAGUAAGGAAAGCAAGCCACAAGAUAUUGUGGAGGAAACACAUGAAGAAAUUUCAGAAACUGUAGAUGCGAAAGAAGUGGAAACAGUAGAGACCACUGUCGAACAAGUCGAUGAGGCGUGCAAAGAGGAAAUUUCUCCUAUUUACGAGGAGAUUAAAACACAGGAAACACCGCCUCCUAGACCACCACAGCCUGCCUUGGAUCCCAUUUACCUCCCUUCGCAACCGCCGCCGAGCUUUUACGCUUUGCGCUCACCGCCAGUAGCAUUCAAAGACUUUGACAUUGACGAUGACAUUCCUAUGGCACCACGAAGACGUCGUCCACACAAGGCUGCAGUACCAUCGGUGUCCAGCAGCGAAGACGAGGCGGCGGCACCUCCCUCGAGGAGAAGACACCGGACGCCGGAACCUUCGAUUCCUCAGCUCACUGGUCAGCUGACCAGGGCUUGCGUGACCGCUGCUGAUCAACAGCUGAAGAGACUUCUGCGGCACCUCACACAGUUGAUCAUCGGUCAUUCGAUACCCGGCCUCGAUGGUAAACAGGAUGUCAACGUGGCCGUCGUCGUUCUCUUGGUCCUCGUGGCAAGUAUCAUACUGCUGGGAUGGGGCAACGGCAAGAACGUUCAUCAUCAUCACUGGGAAUACUUCAAUCCUCCAAAGGAUAUUUAAUCCUCACUCUAUCUCUCUAUUGCUCAUUUCAUUACAUUUUAGCUCUAUCCUUAUCUAGUCAUAACACACAAAAUAACAAAAAAAA
Messenger RNA from Nicrophorus vespilloides, 7249 nucleotides. Its product is annotated as titin. The coding region runs from base 607 to 7164 and encodes 2185 amino acids. The record is from RefSeq and is a predicted model, not a curated record. Lineage: Eukaryota; Metazoa; Arthropoda; Insecta; Coleoptera; Silphidae. The transcript has 5 exons.